Molecule: messenger RNA, 483 nt
Organism: Carlito syrichta (Philippine tarsier)
Lineage: Eukaryota; Metazoa; Chordata; Mammalia; Primates; Tarsiidae
Product: chromosome unknown C2orf91 homolog
Source: RefSeq, a predicted model, not a curated record
AUGGAGCUGGCAUCUCGAGUUAGCACAAUCCCCACCAAUGCCGCUCGCUGCCUACCUUACUGCCCCGAGAAGAAAGACAAGAAUAAUGUUUAUAAGCAGCCAGCGCUCAUAUGCUGUGAAGAUGUCCAGACUAUAUUCUUUGCUUGGUCCUGGAGAGCCCUCAGCAUUCCCUCCCAAACUCUCCCACUGACUCAUGGACCAGAAGAUCAGAUUUUGCAAUGGAGGGAAACCUGUAGGCAGGGGACAGCUUUGCAAGUUCCCUUUGGUUUCCUCAGGCACGUCCGAGACACCUCUCAGCUAGUCACCAACAAGGUACACAAGAAGGCUUCUGUUGUGCAGCUGCCACAGAAACAGGGGACAGAUCAAAGCAGGAGGGGAACAACAUCUGCGGUAACCAGAGCAAAAAUGAGGUACCCUGAGUCAGAAAGUUCCGCUGUGUACUUGUGGAGUUACUUGUGGAACUCAAGUAAAGGACCUUACCUC